Lithohypha guttulata is the source of this 1215-nucleotide messenger RNA. RefSeq lists its product as uncharacterized. Bases 1 to 1215 code for a protein of 404 amino acids. Gene Ontology annotation, cellular component: membrane. The record is from RefSeq and is a predicted model, not a curated record. The transcript has a single exon. NCBI's taxonomy places the organism in Eukaryota, Fungi, Ascomycota, Eurotiomycetes, Chaetothyriales, Trichomeriaceae.
AUGUUACACGGCAUCAUCUCAGUGGCAGGCGCCAUGCUGUCCGCAGACCAGGACGACAUCCCCCUCACAGUCGCCGAAGCGUUUUCCGGCAUUCUAGGAUCAGUCUCUCUAGCCUGCUGGAUCUUUCUCCUUGUACCUCAAGUGAUUGAGAACUACCGUAACCAGUCUGCCGAGGCUAUCAGUCUUGCCUUCGUGCUUACCUGGUUUCUCGGUGAUGUUGCGAAUCUGCUCGGCUCAGCAUGGGCUGGUCUAGUGCCUACAGUAAUUGCGAUUGCAGUGUACUUCUGCAUUUCCGAUGCGGUGCUGGUUAGUCAAGUCCUGUACUAUGGCAUUCGAAACAAGAGAAGGGAAGGACAAGGUCUUUUGGCAAGUGUCAAGGAUACUGUGGUUCAGGCCGAUACCGGUACUGAGAGAUUUCGCGAGGAGCAAUCGACUGCAACAGUUGAUGUUGAAGAUUCGGAAGAGCUUGAGACAUCAGAGACAGAACCAUUGCUAAGUCGGAAACACAGCCGCGCAAACAGCUAUGGCGCAUACACCAUACCUGGCUCAGCAAAUCCAAAAACCGUCCGAGAACAAAUUGCCCGCAGACGAUCGAGCUCAGGCGCAUCAGCGAAAGACCAAAUCAAAGCUAGAAGAAAAUCGUCCUCAGCAGCUGCCAGCAGUGCUCAACAAGAACCGCUUGCGAAAAUCUUUGAAGAGACAGACUCAACCCCAACGAUAGGAAGACCAAGAACUUCUCGAGUAAUCAAAAAUACACUAUUGAUUUUAGCUGUCGCUGGUAUCGGCACUCUAGGAUGGCUGAUCGCAUUUAAAACAGGCACAUGGAAACCACAACCACAACCCGAUCCGAAUGCUCAGCCCGACCCAGAUGACGACAGCAAUCCACCAGGCGCACAGCUACUAGGCUACAUCUCCGCAGUCUUGUACCUCACAGCUCGACUACCUCAGAUCUGGAAAAACUACCGCGAACAAUCCUGCGAAGGACUUAGUCUGCUAUUCUUCAUUCUCAGCCUGUUAGGCAACGGCACAUACGGAGCAGGUAUCCUGUGUCACAGCCUUGAAAAGGGCUAUGUAAUAAAGAACGUGCCCUGGCUUAUUGGGAGUUUGGGCACGAUGGUUGAAGAUGGGAUUGUGUUCUAUCAGUUUAGGAUAUACAAGGAUAAUGUGGAGGAUGUUGUGGUUACGGAUGGAGCUCCUGGAAGAGCUGAGCCUUAG